AUGGUUCUGGAGGAUAAACCCGAAGAUAUUGAUGAUAAGCAAUGGACGCGAAUUAAUCUUCAUGCUUGUGGUGCUAUUCGAUCGUUCCUUGAUAAGGAGUUGAAAUACCCGUAUAUGAAGGAAACUCCUACUAAGGAGUUAUGGAAGAAAUUAGAGGAGAAGUAUAUGACCAAGAACAUAGAAAAUCGGCUCUUCUUGAAGAAACGACUUUUUCGAUUUCAGUAUCGUCCAGCAAACCUUGAUAUGAUAAUUCUUGACGAGGAUAAGACACUAUGUUUGUUAAAUUCAUUGCCUAAUUAUUAUGAUCAUUUGACAACUACUUUGUUGUAUGGAAAAUUCGAGUCACGAGGGAAGUUUCCUGCUAAAGAUGAAUGUGCCUUUUGUCACCAAAAGGGUCAUUGGAAGAAAGAGUGCCCCAAAUUGAAGAACAAAGAGAAUGAGAAAGCGAGUUCUAAAGCAAAUAUUGUAAAAUCUGGAGAUGAUGAUUUCGAGUUUGCUUUAGCUAGUUCAUCUGUUGAUGGUCACUCCAAGGAGUGGAUUUUGGAUUUAGGUUACACCUAUCAUAUGUGUCCCAUUCGGGAAUGGUUUUCUAGCUUCGAGGAGCUAGAUGGUGGAGUUGUUUUGAUGGGCAAUAAUAAUGCCUGCAAAACACAAGGGAUAUGCAAAAUCUAUUUGAAGAUGCAUGAUGGAGCAAUCAGAGAAUUGAGUGAUGCUCGGUGUGUACCGGAUAUGAAAAAGAAUCUCAUUUCAUUGGGUGCUUUGGAAUCCAAGGGUCUCAAAAUCACCAUGGUGGGUAGAGUUCUUAAAGCUGUGUACGGGGCACUAGUGGGGAGUACAGUUAUUGGUGGAGCAGUUGUCACCGAAGCUAUUGACGUAGAUAGCACAGACACCACAAGGUUAUGGCAUAUGCAUUUUAGGCAUGCUAGUGAAAAAGCGUUGCAAGGAUUGGUGAAGCAAGACUUAUUGAAAGGUGCGAAGGCAUGCAAAUUGGAAUUCUGUGAACACUGUGUGCUGGUUUGUCAAGAUGAAGGUAUUGUGAGGCACUUCACGGUUAGGGAGACACCGCAACAGAAUGGGGUGGCGGAGCGCAUGAAUCGUAAUUUGCUUAAGAAAGUUCGGUGUAUGUUGUCUAAUGAUGGUUUAGGCAAGGCGAAAAGCAAGUUGGAUCCAAGAGCAAAGAAAGUUCUAUUUAUGGGAUUUAGCACUGGUGUGAAAGGAUACCGACUCUGGUGUCCAGAUGAGAAGAAAUUUGUUGUAAGCAGAGAUGUGACUUUUGAUAAAGCUGCUAUGGUAAAUCAGAACAAGCAUGAAGGUGAAACUAAAGCGACCAAAACCAUGAGUAGUUCAAAGCAAGUGGAGUUACUGAAGACUCUAGUUGUUCCAGUAAGGUCUGAUGUUACAGACACUAGUCCUAUAGAUGAUUCUAAUGAUGAGGACGAGGAUCAUAAAGAGGAGGCAUCUACCCAAGAGCCUCCAUAA
Messenger RNA from Prunus armeniaca (apricot), 1479 nucleotides. NCBI's taxonomy places the organism in Eukaryota, Viridiplantae, Streptophyta, Magnoliopsida, Rosales, Rosaceae. The record is from the annotation of a GenBank genome assembly.